UUUGGCAGAGCAAACGAUAAGUAUUUGCGUGGAUGUCAACGACGAGUGUCCCUCGCAUUUUCCUUCCACGAGCCGGCAGCUCGCCGCCGGGACGAGACAAACGCGACGCCCCCGUUCGUUGCUGCCCCCGUCCACAUGCGACCACAUCAACCAACGCCUACUGGAGGAAGCCAAGUGGAAAACACCGCCUUGCUAGAUCCAGUCAGGAUCCGCCGCGCACCAUCGCUGCCUGCUUCUCCUUGUCGCAGUCCCUAGCUACCACUACCGCAGCAUACGCAGCCAUGGACGCGGCCACCUCGACGACGCUGCUCUACGGGGCGCUGCUCGUGGCCGCCUUCCUCUACGUCGCCACCCUCCGGCGUGGCCGCGGCAGGGGCGAAGGCGGCCUGCCGCCGGGCCCCAGGGGCCUGCCGCUCUUGGGCAGCCUGCUGUCCCUCGACCCGGACCUGCACACCUACUUCGCCGGCCUCGCCGACAAGUACGGCCCCAUCUUCUCCAUCCGACUCGGCUCCAAGCUGGGUAUUGUCAUCACCUCCCCGGCGCUGGCCCGCGAGGUGCUGCGCGACAACGACCUCGUCUUCUCCAGCCGAGACAUCCCGGACGCCGCGCGCUCCAUCUCCUACGGCGGCGGCCAGAACAUCGUCUGGAACCCCGUCGGUCCCACCUGGCGUCUGCUCCGCCGCGUCUGCGUCCGCGAGAUGCUCAGCCCUGCUGGCCUGCAGAACGUGCACGGCCUCCGCCGCCGCGAGUUCAGGGCCACGCUCGCGCACCUACACUCCAUGGCCAGCGCCGGCAAGCCGGUUGACGUCGGCGCGCAGAUGUUCCUCACCACCAUGAACGUCAUCACCGGCACGCUGUGGGGCGGCAACAUAGGUACCGAGAGCGAGCGGACGGCGGUGGGCAAGGAGUUCCGGGAGCUUGUCGCGGAGAUCACCGAAAUGCUCGGCGCGCCCAACGUGUCAGACUUCUUCCCGGCGCUGGCGCCGUUCGACCUGCAGGGAAUCCGGAAGAAGUCGGACGCGCUCAAGGACAGGUUCGACGAGAUCUUCGGCAGGAUCAUAGAGAAGAGGGUCGAGGCGGACCGGGCCGGCGGCGACACGGCGGAAGACUUCCUCGAAUACAUGCUCAAGAUGGAGAAGGAAGGUGGCGACGGGAAGGCCGCCUUCACUAUGACCAACGUCAAGGCCCUGCUCAUGGAUAUGGUAGUUGGGGGAACAGAGACGACGUCGAACACGGUGGAAUGGGCCAUGGCGGAGAUGCUACAAAACCGGCGGAUACUGCGGAAGGUGCAGGAGGAACUCGACGCGGUGGUUGGGAUCGAUGGCGUGGUGGAGGAAUCGGAUCUCCCGCAGCUGCACUAUCUGCAUCUGGUGGUCAAGGAGACGCUCCGGCUGCACCCGGCGCUGCCGCUCAUGGUGCCGCACUGCCCCAACGAAGACACGACCGUCGGCGGCCACCGCGUCCCGGCGGGAAGUCGCGUGUUCGUCAACGCGUGGGCUAUCAUGAGGGACCCCGCUGCGUGGAAGGACCCGGCGAAGUUCAUCCCGGAGAGGUUCGCCUCUCAGGCAAGCGACGGCGACGGCGGGCGGAAGGUGGACUUCACCGGCAGCGAGCUGGACUACGUGCCGUUCGGGUCGGGGAGGAGGAUCUGCGCGGGCAUCGCCAUGGCCGAGAGGAUGACGGCAUACUCGGUGGCCAUGCUGCUGCAGGCCUUCGACUGGGAGCUGCCGGAGGGAGCGGCGCUGGACCUGACAGAGAAGUUCGGCAUCGUCAUGAAGAAGGCCACGCCGCUGGUCGCCGUUCCGACGCCGAGGCUUUCCAGACCCGAGCUCUAUUCCGCAUAGAUAGCUGAUCCUACUCCAUGACCAUGACUCCGUGCUCGAAUCAGUUGAGCAUGCAAUACAUUUCCCCUCUCGUGCUGUUGGUCCAAACAAAAGUUUGUUUUUCUACGGUUGCAAUUCUCUGCUUCUUCUGUAGUAGUAGCAGUGUGCAGACAGUAUCUAUUAUAUCUAUAUACCUAUUACAAUAUUUAUAUGGAUUUUGAUA
Aegilops tauschii subsp. strangulata is the source of this 2046-nucleotide messenger RNA. Its product is annotated as geraniol 8-hydroxylase. Gene Ontology annotation, molecular function: monooxygenase activity; heme binding; oxidoreductase activity, acting on paired donors, with incorporation or reduction of molecular oxygen. The record is from RefSeq and is a predicted model, not a curated record. Lineage: Eukaryota; Viridiplantae; Streptophyta; Magnoliopsida; Poales; Poaceae.